This is a messenger RNA of Rubroshorea leprosula, 1506 nucleotides long. The record is from the annotation of a GenBank genome assembly. Lineage: Eukaryota; Viridiplantae; Streptophyta; Magnoliopsida; Malvales; Dipterocarpaceae.
CCAGCCCUUCUCUAAUCCAGUCUCCCUCCGCUCCUCAUCUCCUCCGACGUUCAAUCCCGUUUUGUUUUCACUGGAUUAUUGUCGCCGUCUCCGGUGAUACAUCCAGCAUUCAUUGUUAGGGUUAGGGUUUGAGUUUCUCAAUCCAGAAAAACUCGGUUCUUGAUUCUGAUUUUAAACGGAAAUAUAGGGUGGGAUUUCCUUUUUGUGAAUUCCGUGGGAAUUAGGGUUUCGAAGAGCGUAACUGUAUAAUGCCUUCGUUGCCCAUCGAAGCUAUUUUUCUCCCCCUGAUUCCUUCUCUGGCUCUUUUUCAUGGUGGUUUAGGUUCCCAUCGUUUUAAACAUCUCGAAAAGGGUGAUCGGCUUGGUGAUCGUAGCUAACAUUAGGAUCCUUUUUCUUGUUUAGUGUUUUCAGUUUUCUCUUUCUCUCUCUUGGUGCUCUUUUAGGUUCCCUGUUUUAGGUCUCCUCUCGCACGAGUCAAGGAAUCAUCUUUUUAAGAAAUCGGAGUCUCGAUCGAUUGUGAACUGGUGCUUUCCGGUGGUUUUUCUUGCGAUUUCUAAAUAGAAGUUCAUUUGUUGUGACAGCUGAUUUUCCUAAUGGACCUGUAUUGCCGAGAUGCUGAUGACCUCAGUGACAUAAAGCGGGCUAUACUUAAUGGUUAUUUGAAUGAGGAUGAUGAUGAUGAAUCUGAUGGAAAUGAAAAUAGUGAUGUUGAGGAGUUUUAUGAAGAACUGAAAGAGCAUGAGACUAAACCUGGUCCGAACUGUGAUGCUUCUCCUAAAGAAGAUGAUGAGGAAUUUGGAUCUGCUCUGAGGAUAAUUUUUGGCGAGGAAUCUCUUUUUCCUAUUCCUUUGAACCUGAUGUCUGCUAUGAAAGGUAGCCGUGAGAAACAAGGCAUAUUGCCAAAGAAGCUGCUGACAGUUACAUGGGCCCCUGAUGUUUAUGAUCCUGCACCAUCCAUUGGCACAGUACAGCUAGCUAGAGGCAUGAAGCAGAAGAAGUCCAAGAAGAACAACAAUGAAAACAACAAGAAAAAUGGAAAGAAAGGGCAGAAGGGCAGCAACUCCUCACGGGGUGGGGGUGGUGGUGGUGGCAAAGACAAAAAACAUCUCCGGAGAGGUGGGAGUUCUGAACAAUCUGAUGGCGUUGAUGAGUUUGAAGUUGGCAGUCCUGACCCCUACUGUGGAAGUAGUUUUCUUAAAAAAUCACACACAAAGAUGCACUACAGUGUUGCAGAAGCUUUGUGAGUUGAUUAUCCUUUCCACAUCAUGGACAAAGGCUUGGUCCUUGGUAUUGUGGAUAAAUAAGUAAUUUUCUUUAUCUAUUUACCAUGGAUCUGAACAAGUUAGAACGUCUAAUGCAACCUUUUGCUGUCUAUUUUAGUGCCUUUAAAAUAUAUAAUUUGACAUGCUUUUACUCAUUCCCAGUGUAUGAACUCUAUUUGGCCUUGUUAAUAGUAGUAUGCUAUUAGUUUAGGAUUUUAAUAUGGUAGGAAAUGCCAGUUAUUUU